AUGGAAAAACAUUUUUAUAUCAGUCGUGUGAGGAAAGAAAACAGAGCAUUAUCACUUCUUACUUCUCCACCGACAUUGUGCUCUUCUUCCUUCUUCACUGUCAAACUCUUCCUCCUCCUCCUUCUCGGUCAUGUUUCCUCGUUCCUCACCAUCGGUCUGUGUUGUCCUCACUACUACGCUCUUCUCCAUCUUCAUUCAUCCAUUAUAAUUGCUGCUGCACGUCUUAUAUGUAUGUGUGAUGAGCUCAAUUUUUCCUUGGCUGGCCGGCAAUUCUGUUCUUCUCCUUCUCUGCCUUGUCAUAGCAGUUGUAAAAGUCCAGGCGAAGGAACCAGUGGAGGACGGGGAAAGGAGCAGAGCUAGGGGUUGUUUGUGA
This is a messenger RNA of Prosopis cineraria, 373 nucleotides long. RefSeq lists its product as uncharacterized. Bases 1 to 360 code for a protein of 119 amino acids. Lineage: Eukaryota; Viridiplantae; Streptophyta; Magnoliopsida; Fabales; Fabaceae. The record is from RefSeq and is a predicted model, not a curated record. The transcript is spliced from 4 exons.